GUCGCCAGUCUAGCGAAUAUGGCUGAGAACAAUGGCAAUGAUCGUUGAGCUAGCUUUGCGUUCUUCUGCUGUGUCAAUUUGUCAACAGAGACGGUAUCUCUGAUCCGGGACAAAUCGCGCACGACCGCUUGGCGUAGCGUAUAUUAUGGCAACUGCUAUUCAAGAGAAUGGCAUGAAACCAUUAACCAAUAAAUCGUUAAAUCAUGUAGAGGAUGUUAAUAACUUGAACAAUGCAGAAGAAAAGGACAAUAGAUUGUUUGACGGACAACUUCAACCAUAUAUGGAUCAUGCCGAAGCUCAUGAAGAACCUCCUGAGCUCGAUAUCGUUAUUAAUAAUGUAGUUUGUAGUUUUAGUGUAAGGUGUCAUCUAAACUUGCGAGAAAUAGCACUUAAUGGAUCCAAUGUUGAAUACAGAAGAGAAAAUGGGAUGAUAACAAUGAAAUUAAGGAGACCAUACACUACAGCAUCUAUCUGGUCAUCCGGCAAAGUAACUUGCACUGGUGCAACCAGUGAAAUUCAAGCGAAAAUUGCAGCACGUAGAUUUGCUCGUUCCCUGCAAAAACUUGGAUUCAAAGUAAGAUUUAAUAACUAUAGAGUGGUGAACGUAUUAGGUACUUGUUGUAUGCCAUUUGCAAUCAAGAUAACAUCAUUUUCGGUGUAUCACAAAGAGAGUGCAGAUUACGAGCCAGAAUUACAUCCUGGUGUUACAUAUAAGCUAAAGGAACCAAAAGCUACUUUGAAGAUAUUUUCUACGGGAAGUGUCACUGUAACAGCACCUAAUGUUGCUGCAGUUCAAGCGGCAAUUGAACAUAUUUAUCCACUAGUCUAUGAGUUUCGCAAGGAACGAUCACCAGAGGACGAACUUGCGUUAACAACGAAAAAACGCAAGUUAAACUCGAAUAAAAAGAAAUUGGACGAAUUCCUAGAAGACGAACCGGAUUUUUCAUACGAAAGUAUGGUUUCCGAUGCAGAAGAUGCGGUCAACGAGGAUAGUGAUGGAAGUUGGGACUGAUCUGUUUUAUUUUAUCGCCGUACUGUUAACUGUUAUAUAUAUCUCGUUCUUUUGAUAAUAAAUGCAUAUACACUGCUCUAUGUACAAAAGUGUUAUUGCUAAAAGUGAAGUGAAGCAUAAAUUCGUUUUCAUAGUGCAAGAACUGCAAGUGUGCGAGUGUCAAGGACAAAAUAGAUAUGCGUAUAUAUACUUGUGUGUACAGAUAUACAGAGAAACGUAAUUAUCAAGUACACAUCAAAUUGAUCAUUAUCCUAAAGACGAUGCUCUGAAUAUUUACUUUUGUUAGCAAUAUAAAGUAUAAAUACAGAUAUAAAUAUAUACGUAAUACAUAUAUAAAGUAUUACACAAAUGUAAAUAUGAAUAUGUAUUUAUGUUUGUAUUUGUACACUUAUAUAAGUCGUAUAUAGAGAUGUAUCUUCAAUAUCUAUACAUAUAUGUAUAGAGCCUAGAAAACAAUUUUUAAUUAUAAAAUUGAUUAAAUUUUUGGAGUUUAUUUAUAUCAUUAGACAAAACUCAUAUAUGCUUCUUUGGACAAAUGUGAUUGAUACAGGUUUUAAGAAAAAAAACAAAAGUGCAUAUAUACACACAUAUGUAUGUACAUAUAAUGUAUGUAUAUAUGUGUAUGUGUGUCAAUUAUAGCCUGUACACAUUUGUGUUUCCAUUUUUAUUUUAUUAUUUCUCACGUGUAAUUAUAACUAGUUUUGCUUAAUUAAUAUAUUGUGCCAAAGAUAGAUAUUCAAAAUUUAAAACAAAGUUAUUAAGAUAGAAUCUAUAUGGUUGACGACUUUAUCUGUUAUAACAAUUAGCUUUCCUAAUACUUGUAAUUAAAUAUGUAUCCAUUUUUACUUUCGUGAUCCACAUAUUUUAUAGAAUGUAUUCUAUUGAUCAAAGUCAUUUUAUUUUAUGUCAUGAUUCAAAUAUUACGGUCUACUCCAUAAAAUAUUGUAACAUACGUAGAAAAUACAUUAUUUUCUGGUUAUAACAUCAGAUUUUUACCAAAGUGAGAGUUGUAAAAGACCAUGAAUCUCUUUCUCGAGCGAGUGAAUCUGAUGUCGAAAACUAAAAUAGCCAACUUCAUAAAAUAUCGCUCUAUCUCGCUCAUUUUUUCAUUCUUGUUUCACGCUGCUGCAGAAUAGUCAUUGGCAAGAUUUAUGAGACAAUUCCUCGAAAUAAACAAGUUUAUGUUUGAAUUUCAAAACAACGAUCUUAUAACCAGGAAAUACUAAUAUAAUUCUGUGCUACCAACAGCUCGUUUUCGCUCAAAUUCUGUUAUUCAAGAGAGAAGCUUGUAUAUUCUAUAGCUUAUUCUAUAUACACAUAUUCAUAAAUUCUUACAUUUAUAUAAUACUUCUUGGUAUGUUUUAAGUAUACAUAAAUAUUUUUUAUGUUUAUAUCCGCAAAUUUUUUUUAGAUAGAGAAAUUGGGUGGAGAACACAUCUAUAUAAUAUUUAUAUAUCUAUACAAUAUCUAUAUACUAUCUAUAUAUGUAUAAUAUAUUGUAUAGAUACUGUGGGAUUGAGAAGUUAAAGUAUUUCUCACAUAAGCUACAUCAUGCAAUGUAAAUACGCAUCGUCCACAUUUAUUAAAAUACUUUAUAAAUUGUAGGUAAAUCUCCCCUUUCUCCUAUACAAAAUUAUAUUAAUAGCAUAAGAAUAUGGUGAUGAUAAAAAAGUUUAAUCUUAAUAAACAUGAUUUGUUUUUAGGUAAAAGUAAUUCCGAAAAAAUAUUUCCGACAAGUACGAAUUAAAUUUCUGUUCCAUCAUUUAUUAUAUGUAUUAUAAUAAAUUUUCAUGUAUUUUUGUAUUUUUAGAAAGAUAAAACAUAUCAUUAUAAACAGUAUCAAUGCGUUUUAUACGAAAUAGGCAAGAAAAUAUCAAUGUAUUUUUUUGGGCGAAUACGGGCUGUGUUUUGUGGAUGUAAACACUAAUAUUAAAUUUUGUUUUAAAUGCCUAUUAUUUAAAAAAUAUCGAGAGAAUGAGAAGAAAAACGAGUCUUUUUCUGGUUUGCAGUAUUCAUAAAUUCAAAUGCGUAUAUUAUAAUAUUUCUUUUAUUUACGUAAAUUUAGUCCUAAGAAAAUGAAACUAAACUGACAUUAAUUUAGAAUUGUAUAACAAAGAAGCCUUUUCGUAGAAAUUAUGCAGAAAUUUAUGUCAGUGUUAUAUGAUAUAUAUUUCCUCCUAAAACUAAAUUUUAAACAUACGAAAUACGAAUAUACUGUGUUCAAUGCGAGAGUUUAUUUUCGACUUAUACCGACAAGAAUUGCACAUUCUAGAAUUUGCAACAAAGACAUAAUGCAAUAGGAUACAUUAGACUUAGUUAUCGGCUUUUUUUUUAUCUACAUACGCAUUGACAUCUUGUAAGAGUAUUUAUUUAUCACUUAUAGUAUCCUUAUGACAUAGAUAAAUGCAUUUGAAUCACAUGUAAUUUUUAUAAUUAUUAGAGAGUUUUCCCCAAAUAUUUGAAAUAUCUCUUAUAUGACAAAACAUUGAAUUAAUUUUGUUCAUUUAUAAAACAUUUAAAUCGCGAAAAGAAAUAUUUUUACAACUUUGCAAACCGAAUACAUUGUAUUUCUAGAAUUCAGUUUUUAUAAAUAUGUAUAUUGAAUACAUUGUGCAAAAUAUUACAUAAAUUGAAGAUAUAGCAUAAAGUGUAUUAUCUUUCUCACAUACUUCGCAAUAUUAUACAUAUAUACACACUUGUACAAAAUUUAAUCUUUUAUUUGCAAUAUGCAAUUAAUUGAGAAAAAGCAAUAUACUGAUCCAUAAAAAUAUAUAUAGAAAAAAAUUAUCAAAGAUUUAUGUAAUUUAUUAAUAAUGUGAAAAGUUUAAUAUGACUAUCAUAUAAGUAUAUCCUUAUCACACAUUAAGUAUAACAGAAUACGAUAUGGUAUGGCUGAUAUUUUGCAAACUUAUUAGAUCAUGAUUAAUAAUCUGUUCGUGCCAUAACGUCUAUACAUUCGUUAAAAUUAGUUGAAGCAGAGUUUCGUCACAAUCUUCGUAAUGUACAUAUUGUUUUUACACUGAACAAAUUUUUUACGAUUUAAGCUAAAGUCACUGCCCAUAGUGUAUUCAAUCCGAAAAUGUAAGACUUGAUCCACUAAUGAGUACGUGACACAAAUUAGUACAUUUUGUUUACAUUAUUGGACACAAAAUACUGUUCUUUGCGUUACUAAUCAUAGAAAUUAAAACUUAAGCGAAUAAAAACGUUGGACGAUAAGACAUAUUGUCGAAGUGUAAUGGCAAAAUAAAUUUUAUCAUAUAUUUG
Molecule: messenger RNA, 4276 nt
Organism: Formica exsecta
Lineage: Eukaryota; Metazoa; Arthropoda; Insecta; Hymenoptera; Formicidae
Gene: Trf2
Product: TATA box-binding protein-like protein 1
Exons: 5
Coding region: 146-1012 (288 amino acids)
Biological process (GO): DNA-templated transcription initiation
Molecular function (GO): general transcription initiation factor activity; DNA binding
Source: RefSeq, a predicted model, not a curated record